Messenger RNA from Epinephelus lanceolatus (giant grouper), 2335 nucleotides. RefSeq names its product homeobox protein Hox-D9b-like. Gene Ontology annotation, cellular component: nucleus. Gene Ontology annotation, biological process: anterior/posterior pattern specification; embryonic skeletal system morphogenesis; proximal/distal pattern formation. The record is from RefSeq and is a predicted model, not a curated record. Gene Ontology annotation, molecular function: RNA polymerase II cis-regulatory region sequence-specific DNA binding; DNA-binding transcription factor activity, RNA polymerase II-specific. NCBI's taxonomy places the organism in Eukaryota, Metazoa, Chordata, Actinopteri, Perciformes, Serranidae.
UAUACCAGCCCAUCUAACGUUUUACAGUCGCACUUAAGUGUCUUUUUAUUGAAAUAAUAAAAUAAACAUGUCGCUAACGAAUUAUUAUUCCAUGAUGGGGCUCCAGACUGAGGAGCCGUACGGUGCACAUUUCAUCCCGGGAGGCUUGCAGGGUUCGACGGCCGGCUGCGCAAAGCCAGCCCGGAGAGCGGAUGAGGAGGAGGGGACCCCCAGCUCACACAUUCCGGAUUUUUCACAUUUUUCCAACAAACAGACGAGCUUAAACGGCUUCUCUCCCUGGGCGAACACCUCCGCUUCCUCCUCGCCCUCUUCUCCGCAGCUGCAGUCCACCCCCGGCGCCUCCAUCACCGGCCUCUUCCAUCCACACCCCCUCUUGAGCCACCACCACCCGUACUACGGCCCGCAGACGCAGAGCCACACCGAGCACCUCGCAUCCGCGGCCGCCAACGAGAGCAGGUUCGUCCGCUGCUGGGAGGGGGGGACUCCCACCUCGGAGACCUCUCUGUCACACACCGGCUUCCCCGGGUGUGUCCCCGCUCAGGGUGACCUCUCCGAUCCGAGCCCGAGGUACGAGGCGGUAGAACCCGAGAGUUCACCGCCGUCACAGGACAGCCCCGGGGAUUCCAGCUUCGCCUCCCCGACUGAGGUGGUCCUCGAGCGGCUUGGGACCGUGGAGGAGCUCGGGAGGAAGCCGGAGCUCAAAAAGGAGGACGAGGAAAGAAAAACAAAGCCACCACUCGACCCGGAAAACCCAUCAGCCAGUUGGAUCCAUGCUAAAUCCACCCGGAAGAAACGGUGUCCGUACACCAAACACCAGACCCUGGAGCUGGAGAAGGAGUUCCUCUACAACAUGUACCUGACCAGGGACCGGCGCCUGGAGGUGGCAGGACUCUUAAACUUGACAGAGAGGCAGGUCAAAAUCUGGUUCCAGAACAGACGGAUGAAGAUGAAGAAGCUGAUGAUCCGGGAGAGGAGGGGUGUGAAUGAAUGAUGGAUCUGGAGGAGAGGCUGCAAUCAUCGGAUUGUGGAGCUAACAUGGCUGCUUUGGAUAACUGCAGUGGUGAAACUGUGCAGGGGAGGCCAGGAUGCGUUGUAACACUUUUACAGAAAAAUAUUCCUUUUAACGUCUUAUGGCUUUUUCAUGUCAGGUCCUCUGAACUCUGGUGUACAAUUCUUCCAUCUGCAUGUAGCAAAAUGAAGACAGUCAACCUGUCAGCUGGGGUUCUUGUAAAUAAUGCUCAGAAUAAAAUGUUCAGAUUUACAGGACGAUCCAUAAAUUGAAUUAAGAAAACAUACGAGUAGAUAUCAAAGACUUUGCUCAUUUUAAAACACAUCUGGUUUUGAUGAGGCUGUAUAUCUCACAUGUCCAAAACUGAAACUACUUGACACAUACUUGACUUCACAUAAAUUGUCUGUGCUUUGUGCCAAACUGUGAAUUGCAUUUUAUGAUUUAAUGCUAAAACUCCUCAUAAAAACUGCUUUCAGUGUGCCAGACGUGACUGUACCACUUCUGCUACGGCCUGAAAUACUCGCCAAGUGUUUAUUUGUAAAUUGAAUAAAAUACUUGGGGGGAAGAAACCUGAACAAACAGAAGCUGGACACUUAAUCAUAAUAAUAAUGCCUAAAAUACAGAAGAGAGUGAGACAAAAUCUAAGAGAUUAAAUGGUGACUUUCUGUGGUAACUAAACAGGACUAUGAGGACUUGGUGUGUUUAAUUGAUCCCUUUGCUGGCUUUGAUUUAAAAGGUGAAAUCUGUUGAUAUUCUUGGUUUAAAAGACUGUCAUUUGAAGUGAUUUGCAUGGUCCAGUGUUGGCUGGACUUCCUGUCAGUGUACUGUUAUUCAGUCUCAUUGCUCCUGGCUGACAAUACCAUAACCAGUGGUGCAGUGGUAGUUGAUGGGGUGGGUGAAGGACGAGGUAGAUGAGUAGGUUCCUGAAGAGGAGGUGAGUAUACUCUCCUACAUAGUCCAAUGGCUUUUUGGCCGAUAAGAGGGUAUACUCCAUAUACCCUCCACUACACCACUAAUCAUAACCCUCAGACAAAUGUGAUUCUAUCAAACGUCAACAUUUUACACAAAAUGUAAAAUUGCUGUUUUCAUAUGUGAAAUAGCACAUGGAAUUAACAUGCACCUAUUGUAUGAAUUUACCAUGUGAACUAUCCGAAGAACACGUGUAGGCUGUAUGUGAAAUCCUCACAUGUGAAAUGUUUUUUCUUUAUGAAGUUGACAAAUGAAAUGUGAGUUAAAUGUGAUGUUGCAACACUUUCUCACUCCGACCUCAUCACAUAUUGCUGCUUGGUCAGUGGACUUUGACGUCCACAUAUGACGUCCAAGGUA